Molecule: messenger RNA, 1458 nt
Organism: Lithohypha guttulata
Lineage: Eukaryota; Fungi; Ascomycota; Eurotiomycetes; Chaetothyriales; Trichomeriaceae
Exons: 2
Coding region: 1-1458 (485 amino acids)
Source: RefSeq, a predicted model, not a curated record
AUGUUUCGAUCUCUCUUCCGGAGAAAUCGCACUAUCCGCGUGCCUGUCGACGGGUCCAACAGUCACCAGGUUCGCCAGGUUCGAGUCUUCAAUAGGGCCCUCUCGAAGCCCUCCAGUUUUAUAACCACUUUCUUCGUUGGCUAUUUCAUUUUCCGAGUGCUCGACUCUUAUGCUACUGGUACUGAUACCAACAAACCGCCUCAGAGUUGGGAAGAGUGGAAGAAAAAUCAUCAGGAAUCAGUCGGUGAAAAUGACUCGCAAUUUAGUGAGCAGUGGAAGAAGGCACACAAAGCCAUCCAGAACUCGAACACGACACCAAAACCUCUAGAGCCACAGAUUGUUGGCCAACCGUCUGAUGUCAUAUCGACUUUGACCCUACCUAUAUGGUUUCGGGAGAAGAGGAGUCCUUUGUACAAACCGGACGAUCAAGAAUUCAAGGACUUCGCUAAAUUACAGGCUGACGAGAAGAAAACUAGAGACUUGAAGGUUUCCGUAGCACGCACGGCUGCUCAAAGGCUAUCUCAACCUUCCCAUCAAAAUGCACUCAAGCACAUAGGCUGGGACCAUGGCGAAGUACAUGUCUUUGUUGAACUGGUUCCCCAACUACUUCCUCCACCAUUGUAUCAAGUGCCAGCCAUUAUCUUCUUUAAAGAUGGUGUCAGCCUUGGCUGGAAGACCCUGCGACCAGAUUUGGGAACCAAGAUGGAGGCCGUCUUCAGACCAAGUGCCACUUGGGUAGCAGCUAAAGCUUCUCUGAAGGCCUUUUUCGUCUCUUCUUACACGAUUGCCAAGGCGAAGCUUUCUGGGCGUGACCCUCCUGGAAUGCACGGGACGGGCUUCUGGAAACGAACACUAGCGGACAACUUAACAAAAGACCCAUCCAGUGGCAAUGUCAACCCACCGAACGUGCAAUGGUCCAUGGAUCAACAAUCUGUGCAAGAACUUGUGCGAUCCAUACACAAUAAUCACGACACAAGAGAGCGACAUGACGGACUGCUUAAGAAUGUCCCUCUUUCUGCUGCCAUCGAAGUCGCUGCACACGUCUUUAGACACAGACAACUCGUUGAGAUUGCUCACAAGCAGACUCAUAUGGCCAGGGGUGCCGUUCAGAUCAAAGGAGUCCUUGCCUGUAAGGGCAAGGUGGGUAUGUACAAGGUCAAUUUCAUGGCCGUCUAUCUGCCCUCCGAAGAUAGAUUUGUGGGACCUGUAACACUACAUCAGCCCUACAUUGUCAAGGAUUACCAAAAGGUGCAGCAAAUGGAAGACCAAAACAAGAAGGCCCUACGCGAUAGCCAAGUUGCUAAACAGGAGAAAGUAGAAGUCCAGGCUCAAUUGGCAUUGCUGAAACCGAAGCAGGAUGACGAAGAACAGAGUGUAGACUCGACAAAGCCGAAGUCAGAGAGCGAAGAUCAAAGCAACGGUAUUGCGAAACCACCCACUGGAAAGGAAAACAAAUGA